Aspergillus sclerotioniger CBS 115572 is the source of this 2355-nucleotide messenger RNA. RefSeq lists its product as uncharacterized. Bases 153 to 2183 code for a protein of 676 amino acids. The transcript has a single exon. NCBI's taxonomy places the organism in Eukaryota, Fungi, Ascomycota, Eurotiomycetes, Eurotiales, Aspergillaceae. The record is from RefSeq and is a predicted model, not a curated record.
GCAUGAUGAUGAUGCCCGUCACCCACCUGCUCCAGGAGCUAUGAGGAUCAAUCCCCCGCAUUCUUUGUUGCUCCUCUUCAGAUGCAGUCGGUGCCGGACUGCUGCAGUAUCGGAAUCUUUAUCCCUGUUAUUGACCGCCCCCUUUCACCCUGAUGCCACCCCGUCAUCCAGUUUCCCCGCUCUCGUUGGAAACAAUCUCGCCUUCCCCGCCCAAUCUAGACACCGAUUCCCUUGUCGCUUCCGAUGAUGACUUAGACGACAAUGACCGUGCUGCUCGAGAUCAGCGGAUAGAAAAGCUCGCUCAGGCUUAUCUCCAUGGCACCCCGCUUUUCAUCCUUUCCGCCUCGCUUCGCGGACCCUUGGACAACAGUUGGGCCAACCCUUGGAGGAAAGACAGGCAAAGGGUCGCCGGCUCAGGACGGAAAGGAGGCGGAGAAUCAGCUCAGUUGGAGCGGCCUGUGAUCCCAGGGACUAUCCCGCGCAAACGACCCCUAUACCGUGACCCAUCAGACAUCUCUCGCACAAAGUCUGCCGUUCCUUCUUCUAAUCCACCAUACCCUUCAGCGGAACAAAAACCCCAUGAAAAUGCUGCUCGUGGGCCAUUGUUGAAACGACCGCGAGAUAGUCGCGGCGAAACGCCAAGUUUUAGCGGCACGACAAAGAGGACUAUACAAUAUAAGAAGGCAAUUGGAGCCAGCGGGCAACUGGAUACUCUGACCCCACUCCAACAUACCGAUCAAAGCUGGUUAAGGAAGGAUCGCGCAGGGAUCGAUUUUCGAAAGGUUGAUCCACCUACGUCUCCUACAGCUACAAUAUUGUCUCGGCAUCGGGACGAACGGCAUUAUACAAUACAAGUUCCAGGGACCGACUAUCGAGUAACAACGAGAACUCUACUCAGAACGCGCACGAACUCACGAGAUGACACUACUUUUGACAGCCAUGUUCCGGACAGUGUUAAAUCCCAACUCACCAGCAGGAAUCUUAGAGCCCAACCCGUUAUACGAGGGUCCGUGUCAGAUUCGGAGCACCAGCAGAACUCACUUUGUGUGGAUACUUCAACUUCUCAUCUACCAAAGUUUGAAUAUCGUCGUGGGAAACGCUCCGCUCAAACGGAAAACGAUGCUACGUCGCCGGAUAGCGAAUAUACGGAAAACGAUCAGGUUCCAGACAAGGCAAUCAGCGCUAAAGACGGCCAGACAUCGAGCCAGCACGUGCCAAUACCCCCAAGCACGACUUCGAUGCAGGCCAUUGAAGCCGAGAUGUCUAGGACCGAAUCGAACUUGCACAGUCUUCAUGUGAACGUGUCCAAAAAUUCUGAUCGCACGGAUCACCAGGCUAGCUCACAAUCGCGGAAGUUAAGAUCAACUAACAAUGCUGCAGGCGCAAAUGUCAGUGAUAGGUUACCUUCAGCCCAACAGGUUUCGGUGAAUCCUGCCAUGGCAGAGCAUGUCACCUCGCUGCACACAAUUUCUGCGCUCAAACCUAACUCAGAAUGCGAUAAUGACACAAUCCCGGAUCUACAUUUCAACACACAGGCGGCCUUGUUGCAUGCACAAAAGUCUUUCCAGAAUGAUCUGAAGAGCCAGGAGCACAAUCAAGGAGAAGCAUUCAAUCAGCCUUCGUCACCUGCCAACUACAUUACGCCAUUCCAUCGGAUGAACAUUUCUGACCGAAUUGGUAGAUAUUCCCGGGCAAAGCCUCCAGGAACUGCACGAUUGCCAAUGAGUACUCAAUGCAUCAUUGAUGCCGUGACACCUUUCACAUUCAGUACGGAGAAGGCCAGACCUCAAUUCAUAUCUCCACAGGAACCAAUGUCAAGCAGGAUGGAGCCAGGGUCUGUUGGUACUGAUACAGCCUCGUCUUCGUCCUCGGAGCAUGAUGAAGAUGGCGAUCCUACCAUUUUACCACUCGAUCCCCCUGCUCAAGAGGACAUCCCAGGCGACUCUCAGGGCAGCCCUUUGCCAAUUAUCCUAUCUGGUACCAAUCCGACUACCUUUGAAGACGGGCAAGGUCUCGCCCCUGGUGCAGACAGUUUUAAUCUUAACCAAGCCAUUGCCGACGCUGGGAGCUGGCUUCAGCAGAGCUUCGAGAUCAACAAUGAAAUCCAGCAGUGCAGGAGUGCAAAAUCUAGGCCAUCAUCCUCUGCGGGCCUUGGUCGCUCUGCAGUGCACCUGGAUACUUGAAACCAUCUGCAUGUACGACAGGCGUACUUGGCGCUCGUGCAAUCUUCUUCGUUUCCUUAUGCUCUAUUGUUCUUGGGUCUAUAUUUCGAGGCAACUUGCAUCAUAUAUGGGGCAUAGCGACAUGAUAUCCUUGUUUAUAUAUAUUAUAAAAACUUUUCAGCAUUAAUGGCAG